Messenger RNA from Physeter macrocephalus (sperm whale), 1357 nucleotides. RefSeq names its product ribosome production factor 2 homolog. Lineage: Eukaryota; Metazoa; Chordata; Mammalia; Artiodactyla; Physeteridae. Gene Ontology annotation, biological process: ribosomal large subunit assembly; maturation of LSU-rRNA from tricistronic rRNA transcript (SSU-rRNA, 5.8S rRNA, LSU-rRNA). Gene Ontology annotation, molecular function: rRNA binding. The transcript has 2 exons. The record is from RefSeq and is a predicted model, not a curated record. The coding region runs from base 350 to 1357 and encodes 335 amino acids. Gene Ontology annotation, cellular component: nucleolus.
AGUGAAGUUAGGCAAGAUUUUUUGAUAAGAUAAAUUAUUACAGAUUUAUUGAGCUUGGAAGAGAGGACUGAUGAUCACAAAGGAUCUUGGAAUGCAUGAGUGUUAGACCUGUUUAGGAAGAGAUCUGGACUAUAGUUCGUAUUCUACCCAGUGCAAGUGACCUUGAACUUGAGAACUGAAUCCCAGUUUCCUCAUCUGUCAGUUGGGGAUUAUGUUCAUUGACAAACAUUUAUUGAGAUUUUGGUGGUCGGCUUCCAUUCAUAUUGUUAUGAUGAUUGUUAUAAAUUGAUGAGAGAUCUCCUGUAACCCUGCGGUACACGUGCGUGUGCCAGGUGGGCGCUGCGGUAGCAUGGACGCUUUGUAUCGAGUUGUAAAGCCCAAAACAAAAAGAGCCAAGAGAUUCCUUGAGAAAAGAGAACCGAAACUCAGUGAAAAUAUUAAAAAUGCUAUGCUGAUUAAAGGGGGCAAUGCAAGUUCAACAGUGACACAAGUACUUAGAGAUGUGUAUGCACUGAAGAAACCAUAUGGAGUUCUGUAUAAAAAGAAAAAUAUUACAAGACCAUUUGAGGAUCAGGCAUCAUUGGAAUUUUUUUCAAAGAAGUCAGAUUGUUCUUUAUUCAUGUUUGGCUUCCAUAAUAAGAAGCGGCCAAAUAAUCUAGUAAUAGGUCGUAUGUAUGACUACCACGUGCUGGAUAUGAUUGAAGUAGGUAUCGAGAAGUUUGUCUCCCUUAAAGAUAUUAAGAAUAGUAAAUGUCCGGAGGGAACAAAACCCAUGUUAAUAUUCGCAGGUGAUGAUUUUGAUGUAACAGAAGACUACAGAAGGCUAAAAAGCCUUCUUAUUGAUUUCUUCAGAGGCCCCACAGUAUCAAAUGUCCACCUGGCUGGUUUAGAGUAUGUUCUGCACUUCACUGCACUGAAUGGGAAGAUUUACUUUCGAAGCUAUAAGUUGCUGUUGAAGAAAUCUGGCUGCAGAACACCUCUGAUUGAAUUGGAAGAGAUGGGACCCUCAUUGGAUCUGGUUCUGAGGAGGACACACCUAGCAUCAGAUGACCUUUAUAAGUUAUCUUUGAAAAUGCCCAAAGCCCUCAAGCCAAAGAAGAAAAAUGUCUCUCAUGAUACUUUUGGUACAACUUAUGGAAGAAUUCAUAUGCAGAAGCAAGACCUAAGCAAACUACAAACCAGGAAAAUGAAGGGGUUGAAGAAGCGACCUGCAGAAAGGAAAGCAGGGGCUUCCCUGGUGGCGCAGUGGUUGCGCGUCCGCCUGCCGAUGCAGGGGAACCGGGUUUGCGCCCCGGUCCGGGAGGAUCCCGCGUGCCGCGGAGCGGCUGGGCCCAUCUCUGAGAUGUCCACUACCUGA